UCCAGGGCCAGGUUUUGUAGCAUGCCUAUAUUGCCAUUGCCUAUCGCAACGCAAGAUGAACUAGUGGGAACAGAAACACUAUGGCUGCCAGUCUCUCCCUGACUCAGCUUUCAAGUGGAAAUCCUGUCUAUGAGAAAUACUAUCGACAGGUAGAUCCAUCCAGCAGUGGACGUGUAGCAGCUGGUGAUGCAGCCUUAUUUUUAAAGACGUCUGGCCUUGCCGAUCUCGUCCUUGGCAAGAUAUGGGAUUUAGCAGAUUCAGAACGCCAAGGCUCACUUAACAAGCAGCAAUUUUAUGUAGCUCUUCGUUUGGUGGCGUGUGCUCAGAAUGGAUUGGAAGUGUCUCUCAAAAGCCUCAAUGCUGCUGUGCCUCCCCCAAAAUUUCAUGACACUAGCAGUCCUCUUCAGUUUGGACAUGUGCCCAUUGACUGCCCAUGGAUAGUCAAGCCAGAGGAGAAGCUGAAAUUCGACGCCAUCUUUGACAGCCUCUCUCCGGUGGGUGGCAUGCUCACGGGUGAUAAGGUCAAACCAGUGCUCCUCAAUUCAAAGCUCCCUGUGGACGUUCUUGGCAGGGUUUGGGAGCUCAGUGACAUUGACAGAGAUGGAAUGCUGGACAGAGAUGAGUUUGCUGUGGCCAUGUAUUUAGUAUACAGAGCCCUGGAGUCUGAGGUGGUUCCCAUGACUUUGCCUGCCGGUCUAGUUCCACCGUCAAAAAGAAGAAAAAUGACUCCGCCCCCUGUGUUGCCCCUCCUACCGUCACCUGCACAACAUAAAGAAAGGAGCCGCACCCACUCUGGCUCCAAAACACUUCCGGCGAAACCCGCACCACCACAGUGGGUGGUAUCACCAGUAGAUAAAGCCAAAUAUGAUGAGUUAUUCACCAAGACAGACAGUGACAUGGAUGGUUUGGUAUCAGGUGCUGAGGUCCGAGAUAUAUUUUUGAAGACUGGUUUACCAUCUGCCACCUUGGCACGCAUUUGGGAACUUUGUGAUAUAGGUGACAUUGGAAAAUUGACCAAAGAACAGUUUGCAUUGGCCCUCUAUCUAAUUAAUCAGAAGCUCUCAAAGGGAAUAGACCCACCCCAGACACUCUCUCCCGAAAUGAUUCCUCCUUCUGAUAAGCUUGCACGACAGCAGAACAUUGCCUUAUCUGUUCAGGCUGCAGAUUUCUCAGCUAUUAAAGAGUUGGACUCGCUCACUAAUGAAAUCAUGGAUAUACAGAGGGAGAAGAGUACAGUGGAACAGGAAAUCAAGGACCAAGAAGAAACUAUAAGACAGAGGACAACCGAAGUCCAGGACCUUCAGGAGGAGGUGCAGAAGGGCUCAGAUGAGCUGGGUCGUCUGCAGGCAGAAAGACAGGAGGUGCAGGAGAAGGUUGAGAGGCUGGAUGAGCAGAAACGAUCUCUGGAGGAGCAACUCGCACUCAUACAGCAGCAGUGCAGCCAGGAGAGCCAACUGAUCCAGUCACUGCAGGUGGAGCACUCGGAGCAGGAGCAGAGAAUUGGUGAUUAUGAGGAGGAGCUGUCCAGGGCCCGGGAGGAGUUGCUCCGUCUGCAGGAUGAGACGCGCUGCCUGGAAGAGAAGGUUCAAGCUGCUCGUGCUCAACUCUGCCCUCUAGAGGACGCUGUUAAGGAAUCUCACACACACAUUGCUGAGGAACAGGAGCGGUUGGCUGAACUGAAUGAAGAGCAGCGAGAAGUGACAGCCCGGCUUACCUGGAGAGUCCUGGAGGAGCCUGUGCUUGUCAAUGGAAUGGCGCCCUCAUCUGAGCACCCAGAGCAACUGCAGUGGCCUCAACCCACAACAUCUCCACCUGAGAAACCCAAGGAGAACAAAAGCCAGAAUGAAGAGACGUCCACAGACGAGAUGCAGGAGCUCAGAGUUACAGGGGAGCAGCCCGCAUCCAAAGCAGAGGUGUCCGUCAGCCCAGAGGAGCAGGAGCCUAAAACUGACCUUUACUCCAGCGACCUUUUCUCAUCUGUCAGUUCCAGUUUUUCUGCCUGGCGUAAGGGUAAUAUGGAAAUUUAUGCAGGUCCAGCUGACACAGAGCUGGAGGGGGAGGUAGAAGAGGAGAAAGAAAAGGCGGAGGAGCAGCCUGCAACCAGCACACCAAAGGCUGAAACUGUGGAGCUUGAGAUAAAGGAAGCCUCUCACCCGAUUUCAGUCACCCCCACUAACCUGCCCACUGGUCCUGCCAUUGACUUUUUCCAGUCUGACCCAUUUAAAGACAGUGACCCAUUCACUGAUGACCCUUUCUCAAAGGUCAUCCCUGAUCCAUUUGGCGGCGACCCAUUUAAAGGCACAGACCCAUUUGCGGCAGACAACUUCUUUAAACAGUCAUCUAGUUUCCCAUCAGCAGACCCUUUCAGCUCUUCGGAUCUCUUUAGCACCACCACAGGCCCAAAAGAAGCCGAUCCAUUCUCAUCUAAGACCAGCAAUGCAGUCCCUCCAGAUCCAUUCUCUUCUAACAGUAGUAACAUCCCAGACGCAGAUCCGUUCGGAUCCAAAAUGGAUUCGAUGGCAGACUCCGAUCCCUUUAGCUCGACUGGCACAGGGCAUGACCCGUUCGGAGGGCCCGAAAUUCCUGCAAGAGAUGGGCCAGCAGCGACCAAUGAUCCAUUUGCUCCAGGAGGAACUACAGUGACCACUAACUCAGACCCGGAUCGAUUUGCUGCCGUAUUUGGCAAUGAGACAUUUGUGGGAGGAUUUGCAGACUUUAGCAGUUUAGCAAAGUCUAACGGUGAUCCAUUCGACUCGAGUACAAACAUAAAUGUAUUUAAGGAGAACACGCAAUCGGAUAUUCCUCCAGCAUUACCACCCAAAACGGGAACGCCCACCAGACCUCCCCCUCCACCCCCAGGUAAGCGGUCCAACAUCCAGAGAUCGGAGUCAUCCGAGUCAUUUCAGAGGCGUGGUCUGUUCAAGGCACAGGGUUCUGGAGAGUUCUCCUCCCUUCCAGCUAAAGACUCGGUAUCAGACCCUUUCGCCCCUUCCUCGCCCAACCAAGCCCCGUGUGACCCCGCCCGAUUCGCCAGCUUUGACAAAUACCCCACGGAGGAGGACAUGAUAGAGUGGGCGAAACGGGAGAGUGAGAGAGAGGAGAGGGAGCGUGUGGCUCGUCUGACCCAGCAGGAGCAGGAGGAUCUGGAGCUGGCCAUAGCCCUUAGUAAGUCGGAACUGUCCUGACCCAAACUGGGUUACGGCACUAACAGCACCCCGUCACAUCGAGGAGGAGAGGAAGAAGAUCUUUAACCACAUUUACUAGCAGGAUCCUUGGUUUUACCUUAAACCACAUGAUGCUCCUUCUGUGUGUCGAUUGAGUUCUCCUAGUUUGCUGGGAAAGUGAAAAGUAGAUGGUAACAGACUAAUUGCGGCCUUAUCCGCUGGAAACCUCCGAUGUGAUGCCCGUACUUUUAAAUAACCUCAAAUCAAGAUAACUCUCUUGAAAAGUGGAUGCAACUAAGACCCGUGCAAAUUCAGGUGUUUCUAAGCAAAUGUAUCCCAAUGAUUCUGAAGUAGUUUUAAUAUAAUUGUUAUAAAUGUACCAAUAUAGCCUAUAUACUUCACCUGUGACAUUCAGAUGGGGACAGGUUAAAGAAAUCCAUUACAAACAUACUCAAGGUGUUAGGUUUGCUCUCAUCCUCUUUUGAAUAAUAUUUACAGAUUUGUUUAACGUUUACAAGUAACCAAACUGGGCAGCUUCAUCCACCUUUCAAAGUUUCAGCAAUGCUUCUCUGACAUGAGAGGUUUAUUGUGGGCAUCCCUGUCCGGUCUCAUGAUCAAAUCCAUCCCACAAGCUUAAAAGCCUCAGAUCUGCAACCUGUACAUGAGGUGCUUGUGUAGUACUCCAUUGUGACAAAAUCAUCUUUCUUAAACCGUUAAUGGAGAUACUUUUUGGAGAGAACGUUGAUGAAAUUUUGCAAGGAACUGCAUAACCACCAUUGACUCCAAGUUUGAUCUCUGUGUUCGUAUACAGUACAGCAUUUAUACUUUGUGACUGCUUAAAAAAAUCACUUUGAAAAAUUACAGAUUCUGUUAUAAAUAAUGAACAUGUACAUAUUGUGAAUUUGUUUGCCUUGUACUACAGUUUAUACAUAUCCUAAAUCAUAUUGUAUUUUAUCAGUGUCGUAAUGCAGUUUGCUUUAUACUUCAAAAAACAAAAUGGCCUGUCGUCUCAUGUUGACAAAAUGCCGAAGCAAUAGGAUAAAAGAUUAUUUAGGAGUAUACUCUCUUAAAAAAUAGAGCAAAUUGCUGUUAUCUAAACACCAGACAGUGAUGUCUAAAGUUAAGUAUACAUAUAAAUAUAAACCUUGAGCCAUAUUUAAGCAGGCUUUAAAAGUGCCUAACCAUUCUGCCUUUCCUUUAUUUUAAGCAAGGAAAGAGAAAAACUGCUUGAUGAAUAAUUGGUUUCAAUGUUUCAGUGUUCACAGUGUCAUUUUAAAUCCAUAUGGGGCUCACUGUUUUAUAUACACACACACAUUGGUAUAAGAUUAUAUAUAGAGCUAUAUACUAUAGUAACUUAAUUUGCUACAUCAUAACCAUUUCAGUAGUCUAUACUGUAUGUAGUUUCACCAGUAGGUGGAUCCACUUAAACACGACACUCCAUUUGCCUGAAAUACAAGAAUCUGCUCCCCAUGUCCAGCCUCGUGGGCAUUGUCAUUGGCUAGUUUCUGUUCCCUGUUUGUACAAUAGAUUUCUUUUGUGAAAGUUUGCUUUCUCACAGCCUUUAUAUAUGAAAGCAUUUGACAGCAGGUUGGGAAUAUGGACUGGACAGAAAAUCUCUUUCUUUUGCAAAUGCUUUCAGAUGUUUUCAGUAUUGCCCUCUGACAUCAUUAUGCUUUGGUUUAAGGACACUAGUUUGCAUUUGGGCACAAAGAUAUGUGGUAAAAGAGCACAGCAGAUAGAAACAAGUAGCCAGUAUCAUGUAGUUACAUAAAAAUAAUUCGUAUUUGGAGCAUUAUUGUCAGUCUACAGCAUUACAAAAUACCUGUUUGCACUUCUCAUUUCAAACCCAAUACUUAUGUUCUGUUUAUGUAUGCUGCUUUCUUAUUUUUAUCUGUCCUGCUUAUAUCCUCUUAUGCUCUAUUGAUGAUCAUAUAUGUAUGUAUGUAUGUAUGUAUGUAUAUGAAUGUAUAUGCUUUGUGUGCCUCUAAAGGAAAACCACUUAUAUAUGUUGACCACUGACUGCCUCUUAAGAACGGGCUAAUUGUAUUUUAUUUUUUUAACUUUCCCUAUUGGAGGCAAUUGUUUAAUAUGUUCAGUAACAUGUAAUUAAAAUGAACAAAAAUAAAUAUUAAACUAUUAA
Molecule: messenger RNA, 5304 nt
Organism: Paramisgurnus dabryanus
Lineage: Eukaryota; Metazoa; Chordata; Actinopteri; Cypriniformes; Cobitidae
Gene: eps15
Product: epidermal growth factor receptor pathway substrate 15
Biological process (GO): endosomal transport; endocytosis
Cellular component (GO): clathrin coat of coated pit; plasma membrane; cytoplasm
Molecular function (GO): calcium ion binding; cadherin binding
Source: RefSeq, a predicted model, not a curated record